AUGGCAGAAAUAAAAAAAGAUGGUUACCUUCAAGUGAAAGAAGAUGGGCUUAGAUCCUGGAUUUGGUCAAAGCGUUAUGUUGUUUUGCGUGAGCAAACAAUCACCUUCCAUCGUAACGAACAAACAGGACAAUGCGUAGCGCUUGUCUUUUUAAAAGACAUCACAGCGGUAACAAGAUCUGAAGCAAGGCCUUAUUGUUUUGAACUGGGUACAAAACCGAAAUCGUACUACAUUGCUUGUCGCAAUGACGAGGAACUUUAUUCUUGGAUGGAUGAAAUAUAUAAUCGAUCUCCAUUGGGUGCUUCAGGUCCAACAGAUUUUGUACAUCAAGUUCAUGUUGGUUUUGAUCCUAUAUCAGGUGCAUUCACAGGACUGCCCGACCAAUGGAAUGCACUUUUAAAAGGAUCUAAAAUCACACCAGAAGAUGCUGCAAAAAACCCUCAGGCAGUAUUAGAAGCACUUGAAUUCUAUACAGAACAAACAAGAGGAGAGAAAAAUACGUUUGCUAAAAAUGAGCCCUAUCAGAGAAAUUAUGAAGAACAGGAGAAAAAGAAUAACCAUUUAAAGUCUAGUCAAUCCACACCUGCUCCUAGACAUAUUCGUGAACCGCCUUCUAGACCCAUGGUACCAAAGCCAGAUACAAAACUAGAGAACUCAGUCGUUGUAAAAAUGCCUAAGGUCAUUGAAGAAGAAUCGCAUGCACUCGAAGAACCCUCAAAAAUACCCAAACCAUCAGCAUACAAGCCAAUUUCACCUACACCUACCACACUCAGUGGAUCCCUUCCUCGUAAAAACACCAAGAUAUCUCGACAAAACUCAACUGAACGUACGGCUAAAUUUGAACUGGAAAAGGAGAGAUUAAAAGAAGCUGCUGCUGCUCUGGAUCGUGAAAAAUCUUUACCCAAACGUACAAAAGAAGAACCUAUCAAGAAGAAGCCAUCGAUACCUCAACCUCAACCUCAGGUAUCUACACCUGUUCCUUCCACAGUGCAUCAUGAAGAUGGUGCAAACCAAUUCAAAGAGAACAUACCUCCAAAGAAAGAUCAAAGAAUCAGUACCAUGAGUGAUUCACAAAUCAUGGAGAGAUUAAGGUCUGUAGUUACGACAGGUGAUCCUAACUUGCUUUACAAGAGAACAAAGCGCAUUGGGCAAGGUGCUUCAGGUUCUGUUUAUCUGGCUAGUCACCUCUCAACCCAUGCUAAAGUAGCUGUCAAACAAAUGGACUUGUCAAAGCAAUCACGUCUUGAUCUCAUUGUGAAUGAAAUCAUGAUCAUGAAAGAGUCGCAUCACAGCAACAUUGUGAACUUUCUUGAUUCAUUCUUGGUACGUGGCGAUUUGUGGGUAGUCAUGGAAUUCAUGGAGGGUGGCGCCUUAACAGAUGUAAUUGAACAUAAUACCAUGACAGAACAACAGAUUGCUACAGUUUGUUACGAGACUGCGAAAGGGUUAGAUCAUUUGCACUCACAAAACAUCAUUCACCGUGAUAUUAAAUCAGAUAAUGUCUUGUUAAAUUUCCAAGGUCAAGUCAAGAUCAGUGACUUUGGUUAUUGUGCUAAAUUGACAGAUCAAAGAAACAAACGAGCCACAAUGGUGGGCACGCCUUAUUGGAUGGCACCUGAAAUUGUUAAGCAAAAAGAAUAUGGCGCUAAAGUAGACAUUUGGUCUUUGGGUAUCAUGGCUAUUGAAAUGAUUGAGAAUGAGCCACCUUAUUUAGAUGAAGAGCCCCUGAAAGCACUUUAUUUGAUUGCCACCAAUGGCACACCUUCUCUGAAAAAUCCCGAAAAAUUAUCCAAAGAACUCAAGAGCUAUUUGGCUGUCUGUUUAUGUGUGGAUGUCAAGUCUCGUGCCUCUGCUUCAGAGUUAUUAAACCAUGAUUUCUCUAAAAAAGCGGGUCCAGUUGAUAUUCACUUGUCUUGUCUCUUGAAAUUCAAAAAGAAAUAA
Gilbertella persicaria is the source of this 1941-nucleotide messenger RNA. RefSeq names its product kinase-like domain-containing protein. The record is from RefSeq and is a predicted model, not a curated record. NCBI's taxonomy places the organism in Eukaryota, Fungi, Mucoromycota, Mucoromycetes, Mucorales, Choanephoraceae. The transcript is spliced from 11 exons. Gene Ontology annotation, biological process: regulation of MAPK cascade; intracellular signal transduction; protein phosphorylation. Gene Ontology annotation, cellular component: cytoplasm. Gene Ontology annotation, molecular function: ATP binding; protein serine/threonine kinase activity. Bases 1 to 1941 code for a protein of 646 amino acids.